Cucurbita moschata (crookneck pumpkin) is the source of this 1417-nucleotide messenger RNA. RefSeq lists its product as uncharacterized. The transcript is spliced from 12 exons. The coding region runs from base 68 to 1105 and encodes 345 amino acids. Gene Ontology annotation, cellular component: Mis6-Sim4 complex; kinetochore. The record is from RefSeq and is a predicted model, not a curated record. Lineage: Eukaryota; Viridiplantae; Streptophyta; Magnoliopsida; Cucurbitales; Cucurbitaceae.
UUUUUUUUUUUUUUUUUUUUUUUGUUUUCUUCUCAGUUUCGUCGCGAUUUUGUUACGGAUUUGAGGAAUGGAGAGCGACAUCGAAGAAUCAAUCAAGAAGAAAGUGAGAAGGAAUCCACACGCUGGCGAAUCUUCUCGCAAGAGUGGUCAGCAAGAUGAAGAUAUUAGAUUGGAGACUACACGAGCAAGAUUUUCAAAUGUCCUCAAAAGGCACAGUGAAUUGACAGAGCGUCUCUCCAGGGACUCUGACAAGAUGAUAUUUGAGCGCUUACAAAAAGAAUUUGAAGCUGCUAGAGCAUCUCAGAAUCAAGAAACAUAUUUGGAUGGUGAACAAUGGAAUGAUGGACUUUUAGCAACAAUAAGAGAGCGGGUUCAUAUGGAGGCAGAGAGAAAAGCCAUGCCUGAGGAUGCCGAUAUGUUGCCACUGGAAAAAAUCACCUAUAAAGUUGGAAAUAAGGUUAUUUGCUGCUUGGAAGGAGCGAGGAUUGGCAUACAAUAUGAGACAUCUUUCGCAGGUGAGCCCUGUGAACUUUACCAUUGCGUGCUUGAAAGCAAGUCAUUUCUUGAAAAGAUGACUGUCCUAGAACACACCAUUCCAUUCUUUCUGCCAGUACGAGAAUCUGAGAACGAUCUUCUCUCCUCUAAUGCAAUGAAAUUUAUUGAUUAUAUUGGAGAACUUUUGCAGGCCUAUGUGGAUAGAAGGGAACAGGUUCGGCUUAUCAAGGAGUUGUAUGGAAACCAGAUCAGAGAGUUGUAUCAUAGCCUUCCAUUCCAUAUGAUUGAAUUUGUGCUCGAUGAUUCUGACUGCACGGUGACUGUGAGUCUGAGAUAUGCUGAUCUUAUCUCUGUGCUGCCGACUAAAAUAAGUGUGCUUGCAUGGCCAAUGCCUCAGAUGAAGAAAAACACCGCAAAUUCAUCAUCAUCAACCCUGAGCAUCAAAAAGGAAAAUGGAGGAGGAACUGUAAGUCAUCCUAUUCCAGCUCGUCUAUCAUACGCAGAGGAUGCUUUACGAACCAUGAGCUUACCAGAAGCAUAUGCGGAGAUUGUGUUGAAUUUGCCCCAAGCUAUACAACAGAUGUUUCCGCCAAAACCUCAAUCAUCAUAAUAGUAUUUCAGCAACUCCUGGAGAUUUGCGGAUCUGUACAAAGUUACAUCAGAGGUACGAUCGUAGAUUAGUGGCGUUAUCGUGUGACUGAUUAGGAUUUUAUUGGUAGAAACCCAACCCAGCUCUUAGAGUGAGUAUUAUACAUGAAUUUGGUAAGGACAUGAAAAAAUCAAAAAUUGAAGUAGUAGGCUCAUAACUAAAUGAUCUUUUUUUGUCGAUGGCAUCCAGAUGUAUAGAGCAAAGAAUACAUUAAGGUUUGCAUUAUUGUAUGUGGUAGUUUUAUUGUAUUAUGUCCAACUUUACUCAUCUUAA